UGCAAGCUUGUCAGGGACAGAGUGACACAUUGCCCUCUUGCGAAACGACGAAAGUGACGGUUUAAAAUUACAAAUCGAACAAAGAUAUGGAGGGAGGCAUAAUGGAGAGUCCUCAGAGGACAAUAGAAUCAACGGAUUCCGACGAAGCCGCACUACAAGGAUGCUGUGGUCCAAAAAGGCCACUCUACAGAUUUCUGGGACUGGCAUUAAUGUGCCUUCUUGGUUUUGGGUCAUAUUUCUGCUACGACAAUCCUGGUGCACUGCAAGACAACUUCAAAAGUGAUCUCGAUUUGACGACUAGCAAAUUUGUACUACUUUACUCCAUAUAUUCGUGGCCAAAUGUGAUUUUCUGUUUUAUCGGAGGAUUUUUACUGGAUAGAGUAUUUGGCAUAAGACUUGGCACGGUUAUAUACAUGGGACUAACUCUCAUUGGUCAAUUUAUUUUUGCUUUUGGUGCAUACGUUGAUGCAUUCUGGCUAAUGAUGCUCGGACGAUUUGUUUUUGGAAUUGGAGCAGAAUCUCUAGCAGUUGCACAGAACAGUUAUGCGGUAUUAUGGUUCAAAGGAAAGGAGUUGAACAUGGUAUUUGGGCUCCAGCUCAGCUUUGCCAGAGCCGGAUCUACCGUGAACUUCGUGGUAAUGGAUCCCAUCUAUAACUGGGUGGCGCAAUCUUAUUCCGGAUACCAGUGCAUAGGCAUUGUUCUAUUACUUGCAUCAAUCACUUGCGUCGGUUCAAUGAUCUGUGCCGUAAUACUGGCAUUCAUGGACAAACGUGCAGAGAGAUUGUUGAGACGCGGAGAAGGUGUGACACCCGAAGUGGUACGACUAACAGACGUUAAAGACUUCAAAGGGGUAUUUUGGCUGGUAGCCGUAGUCUGCAUAGCUUAUUAUGUCGCUAUAUACCCAUUCAUCGCCCUAGGAAAGGUUUUCUUUAUAAGAAAGUACGAAUAUUCGCCGGCUGCCGCCAACAAUGUCAAUUCUCUAGUCUACUCAAUUUCGGCAUUUGCUUCGCCGUUACUGGGCUACCUAGUCGAUAGAGUGGGAAAGAAUGUUUCCUGGGUUUUUAUAAGUAUUUUAGGUACAAUUGUUGCUCAUGGACUGCUCACGUUCACAUUCGUAAAUCCCUACAUCUGCAUGAUUACAAUGGGUCUGUCAUACUCCAUGCUGGCGAGUGCUCUCUGGCCUUUAAUCGCUCUUGUUAUCCCUGAGUACCAAUUAGGAACGGCAUAUGGAAUAGCUCAGUCUGUGCAGAAUUUGGGAUUAGCAGUGGUAUCAAUAUUAACUGGCAUGAUAGUGGAUUCUGGUGGAUACUUCAUGUUAGAAAUGUUUUUCUUGGCAUGGUUAUGCAUUUCCCUUCUCGCCACUAUCGGAAUUUGGCUGUCUGACAUUACAACGGCGGGCGGUUACCUAAACAUGACUCCAGGUCAGCGUGAGAUUCGCGAUGGCGGAUGCAAACAGGCAGAAGCUACAGAAAGAGAAAAACUACUGACUACAUGCUCGGCGUCAGAUUUAUCGACGGAUGAUUUAUUACUGCCAAACUCGGAUAUUCACAUACGGAAUCGAUAUUUAUCACGAAUAGGAGCAAACUUGCCAGCAUCAACCAUAGGCCCCGCCUACAGACCAUUACGAUGAUAACAUUAGUCUCGUGUUUGACGUAACAUUUAGCUA
Diprion similis is the source of this 1667-nucleotide messenger RNA. Its product is annotated as major facilitator superfamily domain-containing protein 1-like. The coding region runs from base 87 to 1631 and encodes 514 amino acids. The record is from RefSeq and is a predicted model, not a curated record. The transcript is spliced from 8 exons. Gene Ontology annotation, biological process: transmembrane transport. Gene Ontology annotation, molecular function: transmembrane transporter activity. Gene Ontology annotation, cellular component: lysosome. Lineage: Eukaryota; Metazoa; Arthropoda; Insecta; Hymenoptera; Diprionidae.